UGCCUGGCUGGCCACACAUCUCCAAGUCAGCCAGCGAGAGCGAGGAGUAGCUGCCAGGCCCCUUGCAUUCCCGUGAGUGACAGUAGAGUGCAUGACAACGACUAGCCUGCAAAUCCUGGCGAAGCCAUCCGUUCUUGGAAUGGGUGUAGAACAUUAACCACCGCAGUGGUUAAAUGCUAUAAGAACUGCGUUUGAGACUUGGUUGCACCAUAGCCGAUAGAGGGAAGGACUUGGACAUUUGUCAAGACUUUUAACGACGGCUACGAGAAGGCAGAGUGUGCGCGAGGGAUAUACAGUCGAGACGCCAGUGCUCAUCAAAUGGGGGAAAAGAAGGGCUACUCCUCGGAGGACCAGGGAGGGGACAAGAAAAAGAAAUCACCGACAAUAUGUGGAACCAAUUACCCAGUCAGCAUUGGAUUCAUCGUGGUCAACGAGUUCUGCGAAAGAUUUUCCUACUAUGGAAUGAAAGCGGUGCUGACGUUGUACUUCAUCCACUACCUCCACUGGGAUAAGGACUUGUCCACGGCGGUGUACCAUGCCUUCAGCAGCCUCUGCUACUUCACCCCCAUCCUGGGGGCCCUCAUCGCCGACUCAUGGCUGGGGAAGUUCAAGACCAUCAUCUACCUCUCCAUAGUGUACGUUCUCGGCCACGUGGUCAAGUCUGUGGGGGCCAUCCCAGAUGUGGGGGACAACACUGUGCACGUAGUGCUCUCCAUGUUGGGUCUAGGCCUUAUUGCCUUUGGUACGGGAGGCAUCAAGCCCUGCGUCGCUGCCUUUGGAGGAGACCAGUUUGAAGAGGAACAUGCAGACGAGAGGAGGAAAUUCUUCUCCAUCUUCUACAUGUCCAUCAACGCAGGGAGUGUCCUGUCGACUGUCAUCACGCCCAUACUGAGAAGUGAUGUGCAGUGUUUUGGUGGCGACUGCUAUGCUCUUGCUUUUGGGGUUCCUGCAGCUCUCAUGAUCAUCGCCCUGGUGGUGUUCAUCGCUGGCAGUGGUCUUUACAAGAGGAGCCCACCAGAAGGGAAUGUCCUGCUCCAUGUCUGUAAAUGCAUAGGGUUUGCCAUCCGGAAUCGAUCGAGGAGCAAGAAAAAUGACGCCAAGCGGGACCACUGGCUGGACUGGGCAGAGGAGAAGUACCCGAAGCGCCUGAUAGCUGAGAUCAAGAUGGUGCUGAGAGUGCUGGUGCUCUACAUCCCCUUGCCCAUGUUCUGGGCACUGUUCGACCAGCAGGGCUCCAGAUGGACUCUGCAGGCCACCCGUAUGAACAUGGACUUUGGUGCAUUUGUCUUGAAACCUGACCAAAUGCAGAUGCUGAACGCACUGCUGAUCCUGGUGUUCAUCCCUAUCUUCGACAUGGGCGUGUACCCACUCAUCGGCCUGUGCGGUAUCAAGCUCACUCCUCUGAGGAAGAUGGGUACAGGGAUGAUUUUUGCAGCUUUGGCCUUUGGUGCUGCCACUGUUGUAGAACGCGGCGUCAUUGAAACGGUGGUGGAGCCUGCGCCUGCUAGGACAAGCCUCCUCAAGGUCCUGAACUUGGCAUCGACAGAGGUUACGGUGGCCAUGGAGGGACACGCAGGCCUCCUCCCAAAUCCAAUCCUGUCCUAUGAGGAUACAGGAGAGUACAAGAGCCUGUCCCUGAAUGACAUUACACAGUCAUUCACUGUGACAGUGACGACUAACAGGGCAAAACACUUAUGCGUGAAAUCAUUCAGCGAAGAGGAGGCUUAUAGUCUUGUCCUCAAUGAGGACGGCUCAGGGGUCCUUUGCAACCUGGCAAAGGACAACAUCAAAAAAUCAGAAAAUGGAGAAGCACACCUAAGGUUCAUCAACUCCCUCAGUGAAGAUUAUAAUAUAACUGUUGGAGGUAAACAUUUCCAUGCACCAAGUGGCUUUGGAAUCUCAGAUGGCGAGUUUGUGGACAGAGAAAACUAUCCAAAUGUGAGGUGUGAAAGCAGAUCAGAAAAUGUCACGCUGGACCUUGGUCUUCUUGACUUUGGAGCCUCCUACACAUUCAUCCUCAGAGGGAGACCUGGGGCUAUCGAGGUGAGCAAAAAGGAGGAUGUCCGCGCCAACAAUGUCCACAUUGCCUGGCAGGUCCCUCAGUAUGUUCUCAUCACGGCUGGAGAGGUCAUGUUCUCCAUUACAGGUCUGGAGUUCUCCUACUCACAGGCCCCAGCCAACAUGAAGUCAGUGCUGCAGGCUGGUUGGCUCAUGACAGUGGCCUUUGGGAACGUGAUAGUGCUGAUCGUAGCAGAAGGAGCUGGCAUGGAACAGUGGAUGGAGUUUCUCCUGUUUGCUUGCCUGCUGGUCGGAGUAUGCAUCAUCUUCUCCAUCAUGGCCCACUUCUACACCUACGUGGACCCAGACAACCUGGACAAGAUGCUCGGGAACGACACAGAGGAGACCGCCGACGAUGACGACCUCAAAAAGAACCAGCAAGAAGGUGGCUACGUGAACAUGCGCGAGAUUGGAGAAAAUAGAAGAAGCACCAAAAUGUAGCAUGCAGACACACAAAUCCUGCAGUAUUUUUUUAAUGUACAGAAUUUAGCACAUUUAAGGAAAGUGUAGCAAGCGGAGAUUUGCUAUGGCACAUCAGGUGGAAGUUUGACAAUACUGUUUGAAAGUAUCUUCAGUGUUUUUUGUUUUUUUUGGCCUAUUUUUUUGGUCUAUUUUGAGGCUAACAGUGGAACACUAUGAAGAAAAAAAUCCUGACAAAUGAUUGAAGCAUCUAUUAUAUUGUAUAUUGUUCUUGAUGCAUUUAAAAUAGAUUGUUGGGGGGAAAGUAUUAGUGCCUUGAUGUUAUUGCAAGCGACAACACUUUUUGUCAUUUUAUUUUGUAUAAGCUCUGUGAAUGUAAUUUAUGACAAACCAUGGUUAUCAAUUUUGAACUUUACUCUGAGUUUCUGUGAGGGCAGUGGGCUUCAUGUAGUACUUAAAUGUGACUGACACAUUGCACACAUACUGUGCCUACUACGUUUGAAAUCUCAGGACCUUUGUAGACUGCCGCAUUUGCCUAAUGCUCAAUACUGUGUUAGAGAUGGAGUGUGUGUUCAUGCUUCAGUGAUGUAAAUAAUAAGUGAAUUAAAGUGCUUGACAUAUACUGUACUAGAUGUGUUAUUUCUGUCAGAGCACUGCAUGAAACUGGCAUGUGUAUGUAUAUGGAACAUUGGUGAGAGAAGUUAAUGCAUAUGUGCAUCGAGGCCCAACCGUGGCUUAAAUGGUAGGGCACUCGUCUACUAUGUGACCGGCCCGGGUUCGAUUCCGGCCCAGGUCCUUUGUCGACCCUUCCCCGUCUCUCUCCCAAACGUUUCCUGUCUCCCUUUCAAACUGUCCUGUCACAAAUAAAGUCUAAAAGAACAAAAAAUAUUUUUUAAGGAAAAAAGCAUGUGUGUGCAUCUGAGUACUACAAAGCACUAGCCUAGAAAUCUAGACGCCCCUAGAGGCCGCAAGCACAGCUUUGCUGUAGGGGUUUGGCGCGGCCAGGGUAACAAAGCACAUGAGGUGUGUUGUUAUUGUUCUCAUGUGUCCAAGCUCUCCACUAGAGGGCAGUCUUCCCAUUUCCUGAGAGCUGACAGUUCACGUCCUGAUUAUUAAUGUAUCUGUUCUGUUCUGAAUAAGUAUUCAAUGUGUGCCUCUGCACAAGGACAUGCAUAAUAUUUCAUAGUUGUUCUAUUCUUUUAUAAUAACAGGAAUCCAGUGGGAGAGAGAAGGGGUAGGGUUGGGAAAUGACCCGUAGGAAAUGAGUGAAUGAGGCCGUAUUCAAACUUGGGUCUCCAUGGUCAGGUAACCCGUAAACUGGUGAGGUGCGUUAGUGCACUGGACCACAACACUCCCAUAACCACCCUUCAUACAGUAGUUAACAACAUAAUCCAAGUAACAAUUAAACGAAUAUUUAACAAACCUAUUCCAGUUGCAUAUCCUAAAACAAAACAAAGAGAAACAAAACAUUUCUUAACAUUGGACAAUUAUGGACAUUAAUGAUUUUAUUAGAAAAAUGUGUAGAAAAACAUCUGCAUGUGUACUCCAAUGUCCAAUGUAAAGGA
This is a messenger RNA of Engraulis encrasicolus (European anchovy), 4043 nucleotides long. It is a transcript of the gene slc15a2, whose product is annotated as solute carrier family 15 member 2. Bases 319 to 2499 code for a protein of 726 amino acids. Gene Ontology annotation, biological process: dipeptide import across plasma membrane. Gene Ontology annotation, cellular component: plasma membrane. Lineage: Eukaryota; Metazoa; Chordata; Actinopteri; Clupeiformes; Engraulidae. The transcript has 23 exons. Gene Ontology annotation, molecular function: dipeptide transmembrane transporter activity. The record is from RefSeq and is a predicted model, not a curated record.